Thlaspi arvense is the source of this 768-nucleotide messenger RNA. Lineage: Eukaryota; Viridiplantae; Streptophyta; Magnoliopsida; Brassicales; Brassicaceae. The record is from the annotation of a GenBank genome assembly.
AUGGCAAAGCAAACAUUCAUCUACUGUUUCCUAUUAGCCAUCGUCAUCUUUUGGGCUCCCUUUUCUUCAGCUCAGAAGAAAACCCUAACCGUUGAGCUAAUCCACCGUGACUCUCCUCGUUCUCCCCUCUACAACCCUCUUCACACUGUCUCCAACCGUCUCAACGCCGCUUUCCUCCACUCAAUCUCCUGUUCCCGCUAUUUCUCAACAAAAACUGAUAUCCAAUCUGGUUUAAUCGGAAACAGCGGCGACUACUACAUGGCCAUCUCAAUCGGUACUCCAGCGACUAAAGUCCUUGCCGUCGCCGACACAGGAAGCGAUCUGACUUGGAUCCAAUGCAAACCGUGCCAGCAGUGUUACAAACAAAACGGUCCAAUCUUCGACAAAAGCCAGUCCUCGGCAUACAAAACCGAAUCAUGCGAUUCUACAGCUUGCCACGGGUUAUCCAAAGACAACGAAGGAUGCGACGAAUCGAGAAACAUAUGCAAAUACCAAUACUAUUAUGGAGACAAUUCGUUUUCCAAAGGAGAAGUUGCAACCGAAACAUUAACCAUUGAUUCUUCCUCUGCCUCCCAUGUUUCUUUCCUUAGUACAGUCAUUGGUUGCGGUUACAAUAACGUUGGUACGUUCGCAGAAACCGGAUCUGGAAUCGUCGACCUCGGAGGCGGUCCGUUAUCUUUAAUUUUGCAGCUCGACUCUUCAUUAGGAAAGAAAUUUCCGUAUUGCUUGUCACACACGUCAUCUACAUCAAAUGAAACAGCUUCCUAA